Haemonchus placei is the source of this 1035-nucleotide messenger RNA. The record is from the annotation of a GenBank genome assembly. NCBI's taxonomy places the organism in Eukaryota, Metazoa, Nematoda, Chromadorea, Rhabditida, Trichostrongylidae.
AUGGUCUCGAGAGUUCUUGAUUGGCAGCAAUGGUUUCGAAAUUAUCUGUGGUCAUGUAGUGACGACGUCUUCAAAUGUAUUGUACAUCAUCUAUUAUACAAGGUUUCAGUUCGAGGAUGUCGUCCAGGAAAAACUGUAACCAUGACGGAAGCGGAAAUUCGUGCGUUGUGCCAUAAAUCUCGCGAGAUUUUUCUAUCGCAACCAAUUCUUUUGGAACUGGAAGCGCCGCUGAAGAUUUGUGGUGAUAUUCAUGGCCAGUACAACGACUUGCUUCGUCUCUUCGAAUACGGUGGUUUUCCUCCCGAAGCCAAUUAUCUGUUUCUCGGAGACUACGUAGAUAGAGGCAAACAGAGUCUUGAAACAAUUUGUCUACUGCUUGCAUACAAGGUGAAAUAUCCAGAAAACUUCUUCUUACUCAGAGGGAAUCACGAAUGCGCCUCCAUUAACAGGAUUUACGGUUUUUAUGACGAAUGUAAACGUCGGUUUUCUAUCAAGCUUUGGAAGACGUUUACUGAUUGCUUCAAUUGCCUUCCUAUUGCGGCUCUUAUUGAUGAAAAGAUUUUCUGUUGUCAUGGUGGUCUUUCUCCUGAUCUACAAAAUAUGGAACAGAUACGGCGCGUAAUGCGACCAACUGAUGUUCCCGAUACAGGUCUUCUAUGUGAUUUACUUUGGUCUGAUCCUGACAAGGAUGUUACCGGGUGGGGCGAGAAUGAUCGUGGAGUAUCAUUCACAUUCGGCCCAGACGUUGUCGCCAAGUUCCUCACUCGACAUGAUCUCGAUUUGAUAUGUAGAGCUCAUCAGGUGGUGGAAGACGGAUAUGAGUUUUUCGCAAAGCGGCAAUUGGUGACGCUCUUUUCGGCUCCCAAUUACUGCGGAGAGUUCGAUAAUGCUGGUGGUAUGAUGAGCGUGGAUGAGACGUUGAUGUGCAGCUUCCAGAUUUUGAAGCCGUCCGAAAAGAAGGCGAAAUACCAGUACGCUGGCCUGAACAGCGGACGGCCAGCAGUGGGUGGAGCGAGACCCGUGGGAAAGAAAUAA